This is a messenger RNA of Cokeromyces recurvatus, 2382 nucleotides long. RefSeq lists its product as uncharacterized. The record is from RefSeq and is a predicted model, not a curated record. Gene Ontology annotation, biological process: RNA processing. Gene Ontology annotation, molecular function: protein binding. The transcript is spliced from 10 exons. Bases 1 to 2382 code for a protein of 793 amino acids. Lineage: Eukaryota; Fungi; Mucoromycota; Mucoromycetes; Mucorales; Mucoraceae.
AUGAACAUGGAAACAAUUGAUCAAACAUCAUCAUCAUCAUCUACAGAUCAGCUAGCAAGUAAAGAAGAAAUGAUUAAUCCUAGUGAAGUUCAAGAUGUUGAUUCCAUGGCCAUAGAUGACCAAACAAAAGAAGCAGAAACUACGAUACGUGCCUAUGAUGAACUACUUGAGCUUCAAGAAAAGCUUGCUGAAGAUAAUUCUCUAUAUGACAUACAUGUCAAAUUUAUUGGACUUUUAAAAGAAUUAGAAUUAACUGAACAACUUGAAGUUGCGCGUAUAUCAAUGCAUGAUGUUUUCCCUUUAUCAGAAGCUUUAUGGCUUGACUGGAUAAAUGACACCAAGAAAGAAGCAAACACACCAGAAGGACAAGCAAAGUUAUUUAAACUUUAUAAUGAAGCUCAAGAAGAUUACCAAUCUAUUAUUAUAUGGAAAGACUAUGUUGAUUAUAUCUUACAAAGGUUUAAUGAUCAGUCCACAAAUAACGAUGACGUAGAUAAACAGGAUCUUUUGAUUGAAGAAACGCGUGAACAACUUUUAAAAGCAGUUCAUGCUACUCAAUUUAAUAUUAAGCAAAGUCAAGAAAUAUGGAAAGCUUAUUCUGAAUUUGAGCUGAGGAUGUUGGAUCAAAAUAAAGAAGAUUCAGAGCAGCUUGCACGAGUUAGGAAAAUGUAUUUAGAUCGAUUAGCAGUUCUCCAUCUUGAUUAUGAAGAUACAUUUAAUGCUUAUUCUAGCUUUAUUUCCAAUUAUGAUAACCUGAAUUAUGAACAAUCCAUGGUAGAAGCUAAUAAAAUCUAUGCAAAGACAAAGGUAGCAGCUGAAGAAAGGGAUGUAUUUGAAUUAAAAUUAGCGACUUCAGGUUAUCAUUUAGAUUCAUUCUAUGAAUAUAUUGAAUAUGAAAAACGAUUAAGGAAUAAGUCUUCAUUAAAUCAUAUACGUUCACUCUAUGAACGAGCCAUUAUUUAUUAUUGUACAGAUGCUAAUCUCUGGAACGAUUAUAUCCUAUUCCUGCUAGAAAGAGCUAGAAUACAAUCCUUUUUAGAAACUAUUUGUAUAAGAGCCAUACGUAAUUGUCCAUGGUCAGGAAUCCUUUGGGCUCAUUUAGGUAGACUACUAGAAUCAGGUGGAAAACCAGAAGACCAAAUUGAUGAUAUUUUUGAUCGUGCUUUGGCAUCCAAGCCAAUUUUAUCAAGUUUAGAUGAUUUAGUCACUGUUUUAUUAGCUAAAUGUGAUUUUAAAAGAAGAAGAGUGGAUUGGGAAGAUGUUGAUGAAGAUGCUGUAUUGAAUUUACGUCUAGUAUUUGAAGAAAGUUUAGAGAUUCUUAAUGAAGCUUUCCCUGAUUCAGGAGAUCCAUACUUUAGAAUUGAAAAAUAUUAUGCUUAUAUUUUAGUAAAUAGAUUAGGAGAUAAUGACAAAGCUAGAAAAAUCUGGAGUACUUUAGUUGAAAAACAAGGAUUAAAUACAGAAGCCUGGAUACAAUAUAUACUAUUUGAACGUGAUCAGGGAAAUUAUACUGUAUGUUCAUCAUUAUUCAAACAAGCUAUCCAAAAGAAUAUUGAUAAUCCUGCAAGAUUAAUGGAUGUAUGGGAUACAGUAGAGCAUGAAAUUGGUACUUUAGAAUCAUAUGAAAUAGCUCUAGUCAAGAUGAAUAGAAAGACAAAAAGAUUGACAAAGCAAUGGGAAAUUCAAUAUGCUAAAGAAGAAGAAGAAGAGGCUAAACAAAAGGAAAAGUUUAUUAUGGAAAGAAAAAAGAAAAGUGCACAUCGAUUAGCACAAAAGCAACGAGCUAAAGAGAAAAAAGCAUCAGAGAGAAACCAAUUUAAAAAACCUAUUGAAAAGGCUUUUAAAGAGGAUCAACAUAAAUUGCAAUCUGAUAAAGAAACUGUAUUCAAUGAUCGUGAAGACGAUGACCAGGAAGAAGAACAAAAGGAAGUCAAGGAAAUACAAGCAGAAGAAAACAACGAUACUCAGGAAAACGAAAAAGAAGAAGAAAAUAACAAUAUUCAGGAAAAUGAAAAAGAAGAAGAAAACAACGAUAUUCAGGAAAACGAAAAAGAAGAAGAAAAGAAGAAUGAAAAAAUAGAGGUAGUUAACACUCAAUUAUCUCAUAAACGCAAGCUCUCUGUAGAUAAUAGUCUUGAAGAUUCUUCUGAUUCAAAAAAGAAAUAUAAGAGAAAUACGCAAGCACCUCAACCCUCUUUUAAUCCCAAGCCACGUGGGCUCAUUCUAAGGAGAGGGAAAGCAUUAAAUCUGGGUAGAAGAGCGGUAAAUAGAAAUCUGGCUCCAAGAAGUGCAAAUAAAGAAAAAGGAGAUGCAACUGAAGAAAAAAAGGAUGUACCUAAAUCAAAUGAUGAUUUUCGUAGUAUGCUUUUAGGAAAAAAAUGA